Molecule: messenger RNA, 1726 nt
Organism: Zea mays
Lineage: Eukaryota; Viridiplantae; Streptophyta; Magnoliopsida; Poales; Poaceae
Product: putative trehalose-phosphate phosphatase J
Exons: 4
Coding region: 138-1379 (413 amino acids)
Biological process (GO): trehalose biosynthetic process
Molecular function (GO): trehalose-phosphatase activity
Source: RefSeq, a predicted model, not a curated record
GCCCCCAGACUCCCCACCACCGCAGGCAAAGCUUCGGGCAACAACAGCUUGCUCGACUCAGCGCCCAUCUAUCUCUCUUCUCCCCCGCCUGUCUAGCCAGCGGCGACCACCACCACCGUUCAGUUAUUAUAGCAAGCAUGACGAAGCACGGCGUGGUGAUCGGCCCGGAGGACGUCGCGGCGGCGCGGCAUUUCUCGUUCCCGCCGCCGAGGACGGCGGCGGGCGGCGAGUCGUGCAGGAAGCUGGCGGCGCAGGUGGACCUCGGCCCCGCCGUCGUGGGGUCCUGGCUCGACUCCAUGAAGGCCUCGUCGCCCAGGCACAGGCUCAUGGCGCCCGUGCCCGGCGCCGCCGACGCGGAGCACGACGACUGGAUGGAGCGGCACCCGUCGGCAUUGGACCGCUUCGACGCGCUGGCGGCGGCGGCCAAGGGGAAGCAGGUCGCGGUGUUCCUGGACUACGACGGCACGCUGUCCCCGAUCGUGGAGGACCCCGACCGCGCCGUCAUGACGGACGAGAUGAGGGACGCGGUGCGCGGCGUGGCGGCGCGCUUCCCGACAGCGAUCGUCAGCGGGCGGUGCCGGGACAAGGUGUUCAGCUUCGUGCGGCUAGCGGAGCUCUACUACGCCGGGAGCCACGGGAUGGACAUCCGGGGGCCCACCGCCGACGCCAACCACCACCACGGCAACGGCAAGGUAUACCGUCGUACGACCUUUCCGAACUUACAUCACCAUCACCGUCUCUUUGUUUUUCCCCCUUCCUCCCAUUCUCGUAAGCUGACCGUCCGUCCCUGCAAUGCACCAGGCGGAGGCGGAGGCGGAGGCGGUGCUCUGCCAGCCGGCGAGCGAGUUCCUGCCGGUGAUGCAGGAGGUGUACGCGGCGCUGGUGGCCAAGGUGGAGCGCGCCAUCCCGGGCGCCAAGGUGGAGGACAACAAGUUCUGCCUGUCGGUCCACUUCCGUUGCGUGGAGGAGGCGUGCUGGGCCGCGCUCUUCGAGCAGGUCCGCGCCGUGCUGAGGGACCACCCGGGCCUGCGCCUCACCCAGGGCCGCAAGGUGCUGGAGGUCCGCCCCAUGAUCCGCUGGGACAAGGGCAAGGCGCUGGAGUUCCUGCUCCACGCCCUCGGCUUCGCCGCCGACGCCGACCGCGACGACGUCUUCCCCAUCUACGUCGGCGACGACCGCACCGACGAGGACGCCUUCAGGGUGCUGCGCGCGCGCGGGCACGGCGCCGGGAUCCUCGUGUCCAGGUUCCCCAAGGACACCAGCGCGUCCUUCACGCUACGCGACCCCGCCGAGGUCAAGGAGUUCCUGCGCAAGCUCGUCGGCGCCAACGACGACAGCUGAUGAUCCGGCCCGCGAUUCGUUUCCCUUUCCCGCCGUGACCAGCUCCGAUCCGCCUGUGUCAAGCCGCUAACUCAACCUCGGCUACCUACCUGCUGCACCGGCAGAGGGCUUCCUUGUUGUUGCAACUGCAUCUCCAUCGAGCAGCUUGCUUUGGGACAAGAACAGACCUAGCUAGUAGUACAGUAGAGCCCUUUUGUAUCUUCGUUUUUUUUUUGGUUUCCAUCUCUCUUGUUCAUCAUGCAUGCCUGCUGUUGUUUACCAUUUGCCUCGGCUGAAAAGGCUUGUAUUUUCGGCGCCCUUCCCGCGAGGCACUGUAACUAGUUGCUUUGUCUGCUGUACGUACGCGUACCAUGUUGAAAUAAUAUGUCAUGUUGAGGAGCUACUA